AUGUUUACGCCUGCCUUGCUAACGGCGCACAGCUGCGUCGGACACGUCCAUCUGAUCCUCGGUUCGGGGCCUCUCGCUGCCGCAAGGUGCACAAAGUCUCUCGAGGUUGGCGCUCGACCGAUCGUUGUGUUUCCUGAAACCGAGCAACCCCACUUCACGCUUGCUGCAGCCAUUGAUCAGGGCAGGGUGUCAUGGCUACGACGGGACUUUGAAGAGCAGGACCUGAAGACAUGCGGCAGAGAAAAGGUAGACGGAUACGUGGACGCCGUGUUUGUCACUCUCCCCGCCAAAGACCCUCGCAGCUCGCACGUGUCCAGUGUCUGCAAGCGCUUGCGCAUACCGGUUAAUGUCGUGGAUGCACCGAACCUUUGCACGUUCACGCUCCUGUCGACCUAUUCAGAUGGCCCACUCCAAAUCGGCAUAACAACAUCCGGCAAUGGCUGCAAACUGUCGUCGCGCAUUCGACGUGAGAUUGUAUCCGCCCUGCCUCCAAAGUUCGGUGCUGCUGUCGAGAGACUGGGAACUGUUCGGAGGCGCAUAUGGGCAGAGGACUACAGGUCGAACACCUCCAACGCCGCCGAAGUGCCCGAUGCUGAAGCCGAAGAUGAAGAAGCCGCGGCGCAGAAACAUACCUUCAAUUCAUUAAUAAAGGAAGACGAUCGGGAUCCAGCUGUUUUGCGCACCCGUCGGAUGAGAUGGCUUUCGCAGAUAUGCGAGUACUGGCCCCUCAGUCGACUUGCAGCAGUCACGGACGCCGACGUGGCCGCAAUCCUCGAGGCUUACAGAACCACCGCUCAACCUCCUGCCCCGGGUUCUGACAACACCUCUAGCCUACUUCCGUCGCUACCUCCUCGCAAAGGCACGAUCACCUUGGCCGGAUCAGGUCCAGGACAUCCUUCUCUGCUCACGAUCGCCACCCGGACAGCCAUUGAGACAGCCCACGUGAUUCUGGCCGACAAGCUCGUUCCAGCCGAAAUCCUAGCUCUGAUCCCUCGGAGAACGCCUGUCCACAUCGCCCGGAAAUUCCCAGGCAACGCGGACGCCGCGCAGGAGGAGAUGCUACAGAUGGGACUGGAGACCAUGGAGCAAGGCAAGGAUGUUCUCCGACUGAAGCAAGGUGAUCCUUAUCUGUACGGUCGCGGAGCCGAGGAGGUGACCUUCUUCCGCGAACGAGGUUUCGACGUGCGGGUGAUACCUGGCAUUACCAGCGCACUCUCGGCACCCAUGUUCGCCGAUAUCCCCGUCACUCAUCGAGCUGUGGCCGACCAAGUCGUCAUCUGCACCGGGACGGGGAGAAAGGGGGCCGCGCCCGAGCCGCCAUCUUACAGAAAAAGCAAGACCGUGGUAUUCCUGAUGGCGCUGCACAGACUAGACAGUCUGGUCAAAAGCCUGACGCAGUCUUCGGAGGAUCAGCACCAGCAAGAAGCGACAGGACGCACACUCUGGCCCUCUAGUACACCUUGCGCCGUGGUCGAACGAGCCAGCUGCCCCGAUCAGAGAGUGAUCCGAUCGACCCUCGAGCAUGUGUGUCAAGCCGUGGAAGAAGAAGGAUCCAGACCACCCGGCCUCCUAGUUGUCGGCCACUCCUGCGAAGUCUUGUACAAGCCCGCCCAAGACAAGAGAUGGAGAGUCGAAGAAGGGUUCAGAGGUCUGGAAAGUGGCGGGCCGGCAGCUGCUUCAGAGUUGGACAUCCUAAAAGAGUUGGAAAAUAUGUCCUCGGGGGAUGUGGCCAAGGAGCGCGGCCCCAAAGUAAACGGGGAACCGCAUCCUGCUAAUAUAAUAACGACCCGAUAA
This is a messenger RNA of Fonsecaea multimorphosa CBS 102226, 1794 nucleotides long. RefSeq lists its product as uncharacterized. The record is from RefSeq and is a predicted model, not a curated record. Bases 1 to 1794 code for a protein of 597 amino acids. The transcript has a single exon. Gene Ontology annotation, biological process: siroheme biosynthetic process; sulfate assimilation. NCBI's taxonomy places the organism in Eukaryota, Fungi, Ascomycota, Eurotiomycetes, Chaetothyriales, Herpotrichiellaceae. Gene Ontology annotation, molecular function: uroporphyrin-III C-methyltransferase activity.